AUGAUAGACGACUUCGACGCUCCAUGGUACGGAACAUACAAACUAUCUCCUGACCAACCCGAUCCAACACCCGAUUCUGGUUUAUACCCGCCAAAGAUAUACACGACCUACGAUCCUAACUGGCGCGACUUCAUUGGCACCCAGCUCAUCCAAAUUCUCUCAGAAUUCCCGCACUUGCUAUCCGCUCCACUGAUAACUUCGAUCGAGGAUAGCCUCGAAAUAGCGGCUGUGGGUAGCAUGCGGAGAAAUGGAUCUUACCCCACUGAAGACGAUAACCUGACGAUUGGGUAUACGAAUCCGGCUAUGAUGCGCGCUCUACUCUGCGAGUACAUUGGUAUGAGGAGGCAGAAUAGCACAUUUACUUCCUUCGCCGAAGACCAGGGAAGGCAGAUAUUAGAGCUGUUUCAAAGAGAAGGAGCAGAGACGUUGAGCGAGUACAAUGCGCCAACGUAUUACGGUAUCGAUGUCUGGGCUUUGGGAGCGCAGAUAAAAUACGGGGGUAGCAACUCUAGUAUGACGACGGCUGCUCACUACAUUCUGCCUAGGAUGAUGGGUGAUUUGGCGGAGCAUUAUAAUGGAUAUUUGGGCAAUGUCGUAGGGCCGUACGAUAGAGCUUAUACGAGGGAUAUCACGCAACAUUCUGCUGUCUUGUCGUUGGUUCUGUGGGGUCUUUGGGGGAGGGAGAAGACUACGCAACCGAAGAAGAUGGAGAGUGAUUUGUUAUUCGAUGUUGCGCAGGGGGCGGCUAUUGCCCUUGUUCUUGACGGUGUUAAGCCGCUACUGCCUGCGGGUGUGGAAGAGGCAUUUACUACAAGGGACCUCGUGGGGGAGUCAAGAUGGCUGAAUCGAACGGUUUAUGACGACCUUGACGGAGGAGAAGCGAGGGUUGUGACAAGUUGGAUUAGCAAAGAGCUGAUGAUUGGUGGACAGCAGCUUGACGAGGAGGAAAAUAGAGGGGAUCAAUUCGUUCCUGCUAUCGUUCACUGGGCGGGGGAUAAGGAGCAUAAGCCUUAUCCGCUUAACACCUUCUUCUCCCUCUAUCCAUCCGCAUCAUCAAUCCACGCCGUCGCCUCGCCGAACCACCUCUCCGUCAGCUACCCCAAUCGCACGCAAGAGGGAAGCGAUAUCUUCACGUUUGCACUGUCGAACGUGCCGCCUAGUUGGACGCUGGGUACUGGAAGACGGAUAAUGGGCUUUGAGAAUUUGCCGUGUGUAGAGAUUGAGGUUGAGGCUGAGGGAUUGGUGAAACAAAACGUGACGUAUGGUACUGCGCUGAGGAACCACUUGUUUUACAACAUUUCGUAUGUGGUUCCUGAGGAGUUCCAGGGUGUGCCGAAGGUGGAAUUAGAUAUCAAGUAUACCUGCUAG
Messenger RNA from Alternaria postmessia, 1368 nucleotides. RefSeq lists its product as uncharacterized. Lineage: Eukaryota; Fungi; Ascomycota; Dothideomycetes; Pleosporales; Pleosporaceae. The record is from RefSeq and is a predicted model, not a curated record. The transcript has a single exon. Bases 1 to 1368 code for a protein of 455 amino acids.